AUGAACGACAUUCCAUUAUAUUUCCAAAACCUUAACCAAAGUGGUGGGACAAGUGAGUCACAGUCAUUUCCUCAAGACCCCCUAAUUCCUAUAAAACAAGAGCUUCCUCAAAAAGCCAAUGUCGAACAAACAGAAAUCCUCCACAAUUGUGCUCCUUUCAUAUCGAAGUUAUACACCUUAGUUAAUGCGCCUGAAUACUCUGAAUUGAUUGGGUGGAGUCAAGAACACAAAGAGAAGGCAUUUGUGAUCAAAGACAGUGUUCGAUUUUCAAGUGAAGUCUUACCCUAUCAUUUCAAACACUCCAAUAUUGCUUCGUUUGUUCGGCAAUUGAAUAUUUAUGGGUUUCACAAAUUGGAGUGUAGAAAUGGCCUUUGUUUUUCACAUGAUUUCUUUGUGAAGUCACAACCCUUGUUACUUGAAAGAAUUAAAAGAAAGAAAAACAAGAAGAAUCCGCCUGUGGAAACACAGCCGUUUCAGUCGGAAAAUGAAGUCUGUAAAGUCUUUGCACUUCGGAUGGAUUUAAAUAAAGUCGAGAAGGAUUUACUGGAGGUCAGACAUGAAAUUCAAAACGACUUGAUGCGUUGGGAAGACUUAAAAAAUCGACUCCAACAAAUCGAAAUGUUCGCACCAAUGCUCUAUCAAAUGAGUCAAAAUUUCCUCAACGCUUCUCAACAGAACCAAAACAGACGUACACAAGACCAACAAGAAAGGAGAAGAGAUGAAGGCCCAACCCAUUAA
Entamoeba invadens IP1 is the source of this 738-nucleotide messenger RNA. RefSeq names its product heat stress transcription factor C-1, putative. Gene Ontology annotation, biological process: regulation of DNA-templated transcription. Gene Ontology annotation, molecular function: sequence-specific DNA binding; DNA-binding transcription factor activity. NCBI's taxonomy places the organism in Eukaryota, Evosea, Mastigamoebida, Endamoebidae. The transcript has 2 exons. The record is from RefSeq and is a predicted model, not a curated record. Bases 1 to 738 code for a protein of 245 amino acids.